Meleagris gallopavo (turkey) is the source of this 2249-nucleotide messenger RNA. Its product is annotated as sodium channel protein type 2 subunit alpha-like. Gene Ontology annotation, molecular function: voltage-gated sodium channel activity; protein binding. Gene Ontology annotation, cellular component: plasma membrane; voltage-gated sodium channel complex. NCBI's taxonomy places the organism in Eukaryota, Metazoa, Chordata, Aves, Galliformes, Phasianidae. Gene Ontology annotation, biological process: neuronal action potential; membrane depolarization during action potential; sodium ion transmembrane transport. The record is from RefSeq and is a predicted model, not a curated record.
AUUAAAAUGUUUACUUUGACAGGCAAUAGCAGCAGCUGCAGCAGAGAUGACAGAGUUUGGUGGUGAAAGUGGACCUUCAGACAGUUCUUCCGAAGCAUCCAAGCUUAGCUCAAAAAGUGCCAAAGAAAGGAGAAAUAGACGGAAGAAAAGAAGGCAGAGGGAGCAUUCUGGAGAAGAGGAUAACAUGAAAGAUAGAAAGCUUUCAAAAUCUGAGUCAGAUGGCAGCAUCAGAAGGAAAGAUUUCAGAUUUUCUUUCGAUGGCAACAAACUUGCUUACGGGACUCGGCUCGCAUCACCCCACCAGUCUUUACUAAGCAUUCGUGGCUCCCUGUUUUCUCCCAGACGUAGUAGCAGAACAAGUCUUUUCAGUUUUAGAGAUCAUGGAAAAGAGAUAGGAUCUGAAAAUGACUUUGCUGAUGAUGAACACAGCACAUUUGAUGAUAACGGAAGCAGAAGAGGUUCUCUUUUUGUACCAUUGAGACGCAGUGAACGACGUGGUAGUAACAUUAGUCAGGCCAGCAGAUCGUCAAGAAGGCUGAUGAUGUUUCCGGUGAAUGGGAAGAUGCAUAGCACUGUGGAUUGCAAUGGAGUGGUUUCUUUAGUGGAUAGACCUCCAUGUCUCUUGUCGCCUACAGACCAGCUUCUGCCAGAGGUGAUAAUAGACAAACCAACAACUGAUGACAAUAGUACUACUACAGAAAUGGAAAUAAAAAAGAGACGUUCAAGCUCGUAUCAAAUACCGAUGGAUUUGCUGGAGGAUCCCAAUCUAAGACAGAGAGCCAUGAGUAUAGCUGGCAUCAUCACAAAUACAAUGGAAGAACUUGAAGAGUCCAGACAAAAAUGUCCACCCUGCUUGUAUAAGUUUGCCCACACAUACUUAAUUUGGAAUUGUUGUGAGUUUUGGUUAAAAGUGAAGAGUAUAGUUUCAUUUAUUGUAAUGGACCCACUUGUUGAUCUGGCUAUCACUAUUUGCAUAAUUUUAAACACACUGUUUAUGGCCUUGGAGCAUUAUCCAAUGACGGAGGCUUUUAACAAUAUACUUAAAGUAGGAAAUCAGGUUUUUACUGGAAUUUUUGCAGCAGAAAUGGUUCUCAAGAUAAUUGCCAUGGAUCCUUUUUAUUAUUUCCAAGUUGGCUGGAAUAUUUUUGAUAGUUUUAUAGUUACCCUCAGUUUGGUGGAACUUUUUCUGGCAAAUGUGGAUGGAUUAUCUGUUCUACGAUCGUUCAGAUUGCUUCGAGUUUUUAAACUGGCAAAAUCUUGGCCAACUCUAAAUAUGCUGAUUAAGAUUAUUGGCAAUUCAGUGGGGGCGUUGGGCAAUUUGACCCUGGUGCUGGCCAUCAUUGUGUUCAUUUUUGCUGUGGUUGGGAUGCAGCUGUUUGGGAAAUACUACAAGGAAUGUGUCUGCAAGAUCUCCAGUGACUGUGUGCUUCCACGCUGGCACAUGCAUGACUUUUUCCACUCUUUCUUGAUUGUAUUCCGAGUGCUGUGUGGAGAAUGGAUAGAAACGAUGUGGGACUGCAUGGAGGUUGCAGGGCAGCCUAUGUGCCUUACUGUCUUCAUGAUGGUGUUGGUGAUUGGAAACCUAGUGGUAUUGAACCUUUUUCUGGCCUUGCUGCUGAGUUCAUUUAGUUCAGACAGCCUUUCUCCUACCGAGGAUGAUAAUGAAAUGAAUAAUUUACAGAUAGCUGUUGCAAGAAUUCAGAAGGGAAUAGAUUAUGUGAAGGAAAAAGUAGGUGAAUAUAUUCAAAAAUCUUGCUGGAGAAAACAAGUGGCUGCAAAUGAAAGAACAGCAACAGAUCAGUUGAGUGAUGAAAAACACCAUUGCAUUUCCAACUGUACCAUUGCUGAAAUAAAGAUAGAUACAACUUACCACAAAAAUGGGAAUGGAACAGCCGAUGUUAUGGGAAACAGUGACUAUCCAUUGUUCAUAAACAACCCAAGCCUUACUGUUACAGUACCGAUAGCUGUUGGAGAAUCUGACUUCGAACAUCUAAAUACAGAAGAGUUUAGUAGUGACUCAGAUUUGGAGGAAAGCAAGGAGAAGAUAAAUCUUUCCAGCUCAUCUGAAGGAAGUACAGUUAAUUUGGCUCUCUUCGGAGAAGAAAAAGACUGAAACCGAACCAGAAAAAGCAGCAGAGCUACAGACAUGUUUUACAGAAGGCUGUAUACAGAAGUUUAAAUGCUGUAGAUGUAAUAUGGAAAGCAGAAGAGGAAUAAUUUGGUGGAACCUUAGAAAAACUUGCUACAGG